AUGUGGAUAGUAGAUGAGAAGGCAGUGCAGCAUGUCAAGGCAUUCUUCCCCGAAAUUGCGCUGUUGGGCGAGUUAUGCGCCCAAAACCCGCAUUGGAUAUUUGAUUCGUGCCGAUACAUCUACUCGAAAUUGGCUCAGACCUCUGCAUUGCGCCUCCUAUGGCAGCCCACCCGCGAUACUGCCAGAAGCGUGGCCGUCUACGCGAUGCAUGUCUCACAGAUAUUCGAAGGUCUCCGUAGCAUCGUCGAUGCCAUCUUCUUAGCGAUAUCCUCAGGCGACGGCGCCGCCAUUGAACCGCAAGUCGACAGCAUCGCUGACGCUGCGUCUGUCCUUCUCACGCGCAUAGACGAUGGAUUACACGCCUUCGAUGUCGCCGACGGCAACAUAUUCGAAUAUGUGCAAAUCGUCAACAGGCAAUUCGCUCCCAGCCAGCCCGCCAAGUUCUUCCUACCUGUGGUCGACUUGCGAACGGACGAAGAUAUACUUCGCGAUAACGCGCGCCGCGACAUUCUGCGCGAGCUACGAACCGCGCACACGAGCAUGGUCUCUGUUUCGUCAGUUCUGGAACAGAUCAGAAUAUCCGUCGACUUCAUGAUCAAUCGCUUUUUCGGGAACAAGCUCGCCGACCUACGUCGACUCCCUGAAGACGAACGUCGUCGCGUGUCAAUGGGCAUGCAGCAGAUGAUUUCCUGCCUGGCGUGCGAUGCGAAAACUUGUCGCUCGGCGGUACAGCAUAUCUCGAACCUGGAAGAGGAAUAUUGGAGACUCCUCCAGUCGGAGCUCAAAUCUGCGUCGGAGAUAGAGGAAGACAAAUUGUUUUCGUAA
This is a messenger RNA of Schizophyllum commune H4-8, 825 nucleotides long. RefSeq lists its product as uncharacterized. Lineage: Eukaryota; Fungi; Basidiomycota; Agaricomycetes; Agaricales; Schizophyllaceae. The record is from RefSeq and is a predicted model, not a curated record. The transcript is spliced from 3 exons. The coding region runs from base 1 to 825 and encodes 274 amino acids.